This is a messenger RNA of Neocloeon triangulifer, 3229 nucleotides long. RefSeq names its product protein HIRA (gene Hira). The transcript has 17 exons. Bases 133 to 3138 code for a protein of 1001 amino acids. The record is from RefSeq and is a predicted model, not a curated record. Gene Ontology annotation, cellular component: nucleus; HIR complex. Lineage: Eukaryota; Metazoa; Arthropoda; Insecta; Ephemeroptera; Baetidae. Gene Ontology annotation, molecular function: protein binding; nucleosome binding. Gene Ontology annotation, biological process: regulation of DNA-templated transcription; DNA-templated transcription; chromatin remodeling.
ACGCGCUGCCGGAGAGGGAAUUGCGGGGAGCGAACGGGAGUUGUGUUGCCGCUGGCUGGACGACCAAAAAAACGCAUGUCCUAAGUCAACCCGUUUGGUUUCUGUUUCCAAUUCGGACGCGGCGUCGUCGCAAUGAAGCUGCUGAAACCGGCCUGGGUUGCCCAUGAAGGGCGUCCGAUCUUCUCAAUCGACAUUCACCCUGAUGGAUCUCGAUUCGCCACAGGUGGCCAAGGUGAAGAUUGUGGCAGGGUCGUAAUAUGGAAUAUGGCCCCUGUGCUCUCGGAGGAAGUGGAAAAAGAUGAAAAUGUCCCAAAAUUGUUGUGUCAAAUGGACAACCACCUUGCUUGCGUAAAUUGCGUUCGAUGGAACAUGUCUGGCCGAUAUUUAGCUUCAUGUGGAGACGACAAAACGAUUUUGAUCUGGCAACACUCUGGCUCAGGCGGCUCGGUUUUUGGCGGAGGUUCCACAGCUGAGUCCUGGCGAUGUGUCUUCACUCUUAGGUCUCAUUCUGGGGACGUUUUGGACCUUGCUUGGGCUCCUCAUGACGCCUGGCUUGCUUCUAGCAGCGUCGACAACUCAAUUAUCAUAUGGAACGCCCUGAACUUUCCUGAGGUGAUCACUGUUUUGAGAGGACACAGUGGACUUGUAAAAGGAGUUGUUUGGGAUCCGAUUGGAAAGUUUUUGGCCUCUCAGUCGGACGACAAGUCCUUGAGAGUAUGGAGAACAUCAGACUGGAAGCAAGAAACGUCAAUCACAGAGCCCUUCAAAGAAUGUGGUGGGACAACGCAUGUACUUCGAAUGAGUUGGAGCCCUGAUGGCCAGUAUCUGGUCUCAGCUCAUGCUAUGAAUGGUGGAGGACCCACAGCUCAAAUCAUUGAACGUGAAGGAUGGGUCACAGACAAGGACUUUGUAGGGCACAGAAAGGCCAUAACUUGUGUUAGAUUUAAUGGCAACAUUUUGCUCAAGUCACUGCCUCACUCAAACAAGCCUCAGCAGUACUGUUGUUGUGCCAUAGGAUCUAGAGACAGAUCAAUUUCAGUUUGGUCGACAGCUCUGAAGAGACCGGUUGUGACCAUAAAAGAACUCUUUAACGAUUCUGUUCUUGACUUGUCGUGGAGUGCCAGUGGUUGUGUCUUGAUGGUUUGCUCGUGGGACGGCACUGUUGCAUGUGUGGAGUUUGAAGAAAAGGAAAUUGGCAAGGCAUUGAGUGCUAGCGAAAAAAAAGCUCUACACGAGAGAAUUUACGGAAAAUCACUGUCAGUUCCAAACUCUCUCACUUCGACUACCAUAGUGGAAACUCCUGAACUGCUGGCAGUCAGAGAAUCUCAGCGACAGCAGCAAAACUCAACCCCAACAAAAGUCAAUUCUGUCAGUAAGCCCAACACAAAUAUUCCGUCUCCAAUGAGAGGGCCAAGCAAGCAGAUAGAAACACGAACUUCAGACGGCAAGAGAAGAAUCACACCUAUGUUCAUACCAACUGUCGUUGACAAUGGAGAGGCACCCCAACCUUUCAGCUCAUCUUCGCAGCCAACCUUCAGCAGCUCUACAGAGACAACGAGUAAAAUAGUCAUUGAAAAACGUGAGGACAUCAUAACGCCCAACGUGAGCAAACCUUCAAACCAAAAACCACAAUCUCAGGAAAAGUUGGAAUCGGCUUCACCGAGCAAGUCGAUGGAUGUAGAUCAGACACCCCCUAAACCUCCUCCACCAAAACUGAUUGAAACUCCAGAAAAAGUCAACGGCUCUGCCUCAGAUAGCAUGGACCAGCCGACCCCACUCACAUCAAAAGUCGACAAGCCAAGUGAAUCAAAACCAGAGGAAGCUCCAAAGGUUGAAGAUAAGCCGAAGGAAGAUAAGCCAAAGUCAGAAGAAAAGAUAGAGAAGACUCCAUCCGUGUCGUUUCAAGAUAAACCAACAGAGAUCAAAACCAAAACUGGAAAAAGAAGAGGCCGACCACCUCUGUCUGAAAAGGUGGACCGUCUUGAAAAGACUGAGAAAACUAUUGCCACACCUGCAGCACCUGCACCAGUACAAACACCAGCUGCCCAAUCUCCUGCAAAACAAGUUUUGGUUGUGGCUGAGAAUGAGUUUAAAUUGCCUGCACUCGGCAUAGACAAAACUUUGAAUGUGAAGGUGUCUGGAUGCCUGGGGAAAGUACUGACUGUAGAGAAUUCUGCAGUUGCAAGCUCGUUUGGACCUCUGAAUUUGGUGAAAUGUUAUUUCAGCAACAAGAGCCCUAAUGACAAGGGCUCUGAUUGGGAGGCAGUUUUGAGCAGCAAAGCAGUGGCAGCAGGUUGCAACGCAUUUUUAUGUGCAGUGUGUUGUGAAGAUUGCACGUUGAUAGUGUUCGAAACAAUGCACGGACGAAGACCUCUCCCUCCUCUGCAGCUAUCUGGUAGACCAUCGAGGCUCAUUGUCAGUCGUGGCCACAUUUUUGUGUUAACUGUGAAAGGAAUGCUCAGCGUAUGGGACGUACCAGCAAAGAAGGCAGUCUUGGUUGAUAAAUCCAUAACACAUUUGCUGGAUAAAAAUGCGUCUGUCGUCAGUUGCCAAGUUAUGGAAAACGGAAACCCUGUUUUGACACUUUCGACAGGAAAAUUGUACCUGUACUGCAACCAGCUCAAAGCAUGGACUCUCCUCGGAGAUGGACGAGAUCCUGUACAGCAGAGCUCCAGCCACCUUUUGUACGCUAACGCAGUUACACAGUCAGGAAACUUAUCUGCUUCUCCGAUGCCCCCUCUCACUGCUCUACAAUCUGCUAGCAAAGUUCAUUUCCGCUCAAACUUAUCUUCAGCCUCUGGUCCUGCAACGAGUUGCACCCUUACGUUCCUUGAGCAGCAGAUGGCAUCAAGCAGACUUCUGCAGUCAUCUAGGGACUAUCAUCUGUGGUUAUCAGCUUUUGUCAGAUUUUUGGUGCAUGAAGGAAUGGAAGCUCGCCUAAGGCUGAUAUUUGAUGAGCUUUUGGGUCCAGCACAUCCACACUCAGCCAAUAGUAGAUCAUGGGAUGAUAAAAUCAUGGGACUUUCAAAGCAUCAGCUUUUGCAAGAAAUGCUAACUGUGGUUGCCUCCAAUCUUAGUCUGCAGCGACUUUACUCUGAGUACAAUGAUUUGCUAGAAAGUGCUACAAGCAGCAAGUAAAUAUUUUCACCUUUAACUAUUUCGUUCACAACAUCAUGUAGUCUUGAUGAAGUCGGUUCAAAAUCAAUAAAAGAAAUUGAUAUUUUUACAA